Messenger RNA from Polistes dominula (European paper wasp), 1669 nucleotides. RefSeq lists its product as uncharacterized. The record is from RefSeq and is a predicted model, not a curated record. Lineage: Eukaryota; Metazoa; Arthropoda; Insecta; Hymenoptera; Vespidae.
CGGAAGUUUCCAAGUAACGCAUGCGCCUUAAUAACUUGGUGGUAGACUUCUUAAUCAUCAUCCCCCUUUUCUUGGUUCGCAUCUGCGCAUUUUCCCAAACCCCGAUGGUGGAUAAUUUCGUUCACACAACUGCCGAUACAAGGCUGUGUUCUACCUGCCUGCGUUUCCCAAGAAUCGUCUGGUGGAAUCAUCCUCAUCGAGGUGUUCCUAUUACCUUUUUCUCUUUGUAAUGAUGUACAAAACCGUGAGAAAAGGCGAUGCCAGUUUACAGUACACGAUAUUACCACAAAGUGAUCAAUUCAAUUCUAAUGGAUUGUCACAAUCAACGUCACAUAACACAGGAAAUGGAAAAUCACGAUCUAGAAUAAUCAAAUAUACGAUAUUUACAUUAUCGUUGAUCGUAUUAUCAUGCGUUGGAAUACCAUUAUUGAUAAAUCAAAACGAUCACAACCUAUUUGCCGGUACUAUACUAGUUAUGGGUAGGGUUGGAUAUGAAACAACUACUACAACGACUAUGACAACAUCAACAACAACAACAACAACAACUUCAACUUCAUCGACAACUGCAUCAUCGACUAGCAGCAGCAGCAGCAGCAGCAGCAGUGGUGGUGGUGGUGGAGGUGGUGGUGGUGGUGGUGGCACUAACAACAAUAACAACACCACCAGCACAUCAAUUACGAUAGAAAAUGCAUUGAAAAGUGAUCAGAUCAGUGAAGAUGAAGAAGAGGACGAGGAAGAAGAAGAUGACGAAGAAGAAGAUAUGAUCAUUGACAAAAGUAAAUAUGAAGUUCCGAUUAGGAAGACAACUAGGCCAAGGACAACUACCGUAAUAAUAACUUCUACUACUGCUUCUUCUUCUUCUUCCUCUAAGAACAAAGAUUUUGACAAUCUAACGAUGCCCAACAAUUCCUUAAGGGACGACGAGCUUGAAUCUUCCGACACCCUAUCUCCAGACGAAGUAAUUGUGGAGGAAGGAAGAAUUCCGACCGAUCCGUCGUUGAAUAUACGACAGACGAGUACUUAUUUGAAUUCUCAGUCGUCCUCAUCCUCUACCCCAUCAUCGGAAUUUUCGAAAUCCUCUUUAAGCAGCAUUGAAUCUUCGGAAAUGACUAAGGUGUCGUCUGGUACAGGUAGAAAGGUAAAAAUGCCACGGGUUACCUUGAAAUUACGAGAAAACGAGACGAUACCACAAAUGUAUAUGAAAGCUGGUAUAGCAUCUUAUAAAAAGGGUAACAUUACUACGAGCGUUUUGGCACACGGACUUAGCUUAGAAGGUUUGAUUUUUAAAACACCUGAAGGAACCAUCAAACCGUGGGAACAAAAAUGGUUCUUUUCCGAUCCAUCUUCGGAUUUUCAAUGGAAGCAGCAGCAGCAGCAGCAGCAGUAGCAGACAUUUAAACAGUCACGUUCGGUGUACGAUCGAUAAACACGACAGGUGAAUCUAAAAACGAACGAGGAAAUAGCAUCCAUUUCUUAUUUUCUUUUAGUAUGUGUCCUCUCUAUUGGGAAUUACGUUAUUUUCCUUUCCUAUUAAAGAUUGAAACGCGUAAUAAUAAUCUGUCGAACGAAAAAAAAAAAAUCAUGUAAUAUUAUCAUGCAUAUAAAUAACGGAUAUAUAGAUAAUAAUUAUUAUUAUUAGUUUAAAUAACGAAUAAAUCCUUAUUGGUUA